This is a messenger RNA of Ictidomys tridecemlineatus (thirteen-lined ground squirrel), 1523 nucleotides long. Lineage: Eukaryota; Metazoa; Chordata; Mammalia; Rodentia; Sciuridae. The record is from RefSeq and is a predicted model, not a curated record.
UCCAAGAGAUACCCAGCUCAGCUCUUGUUGGAGGAAUUCACCAUGCCUCAAGGCCAGAGAGUGGUAAUGUCUGUUAACAGUACUAUAUACUAUUUUCUAGCUCUGAGUCUUCACCAUUUCUCCCUUCAUUCAUAGAUUAUGGAGGGUCCAGGUGUGGCCUUUGUGGUAUUUACCGACAUCAUCUCCUUGUUUUCUGGACCCAACUUCUGGGCCAUCAUCAUUUUCUUGUUGCUGGUGACACAGGGGAUGAGCUCCUUGAUAGGGAUCUUGCAGGGCAUCAUUACCCCUCUCCAGGAUGUUUUCUCUUCCUUCAGGAGACAUACAAACCUCUUAAAUUUGACCUUGAUCCAAACCUGAUGUUUUCCUCCAGUGGGUGUCUAUGUGCCUAUGUUCCUGGGCAGCCUCAUUUUUGCAAGGCCUUCAGGCAGCUACUUUGUGAAUCUGCUGGAUGAUUACUGGAUUUCUCUGCCCAUCUUCUGCAUUAUCAUCUUGGAGAACAUGGCCAUGGCCUGGAUCUAUGGGACCAGGAGAUUCCUUGCAGACGUGAUGAUCAUGUUGGGCCACCCCAUCUCCCCUAUGUAUCGUUGGCUGUGGUGCAUUGUGUCUCCAGUUGUGCUGCUAAUCCUGUUUUUGUCCACUGUGAUUAAUCUUUGUAUGAGGACCACGACAUACCUGGCUUGGGACUCUACUUCAAAAGAAGUGAUCCGAUCCUACCCAACAUGGGCUAAUGUUCUGCUCAUAAUUUUCUUCUUCGUAACCAUCUUGCCCAUCCCUGCCUACAGCGUGCACACCUUUAUGCAGGUGGCUGUUACAGUCACCAAGAUUCACAAUAGGGAUGAAACUAUAUUCAAGCCUCAAUCUUCAGAGGUCUCACAGGAGCCCCUUUCACUGCUUCAGGAGAAGAAAAACCCAAAGAAAAUGAAGAAUAUAUAAUGGGGGGCGGGAAUCUUUCUACCAUGUGAGUAAUUCCUUUUGGAAAUCAAGAGUUGGCUCAUCUGGCAUAACAUCACUUCUUUUUCAAAGUGGAACUCCCAGUGCACAACUUGACACUAGAAGAGGUAAAACUGGCAACUGUUAACAACUGGAUCUACAACCUUUUGUUUUCUUAGACUGGGAACUUUUUUAAUUGGCUGAAGGAGACUAACAUAACAUUCCCUCCACCUCCCAUACUUGUCCUUACCUGAACCAUAAUAAUUACAUACUUUGGCUUUCCAUAUUUGGUUGACAGUAACCUAUUUCUCCUAGGCUACAUUUCUCUGUGAAUUGGCGUGAGCUACAACUGGCCCAUGUGAAACUAGGGAAAAAAUAAUGCUGGUAAUUAGCCAAUCUAGUGCAACCUUACUUUUGUUAUUAAAACGUACCCAAUUUUCAGUUGUGUUUGCUACUAGCUCUGUUGAAUUUAAAUGCUAGAAUCCUAGUCCUUGCUGCCUGGUGCUUCCUGUCAAUGGGCUAAACCAGGUAGAGAGAAUUUUCUCAGAAAACAGCAGAUUGAUUAUAGCAGAGUGAUUAAUGACCUGCUAAUU